Erythranthe guttata (spotted monkey flower) is the source of this 3521-nucleotide messenger RNA. RefSeq names its product structural maintenance of chromosomes 5 (gene SMC5). Lineage: Eukaryota; Viridiplantae; Streptophyta; Magnoliopsida; Lamiales; Phrymaceae. Gene Ontology annotation, cellular component: nucleus; Smc5-Smc6 complex. Gene Ontology annotation, biological process: double-strand break repair via homologous recombination. Gene Ontology annotation, molecular function: single-stranded DNA binding. The record is from RefSeq and is a predicted model, not a curated record.
ACCCUACUUCUCACACCUUAAUUUCGAUUCAAUUAGAGCUCGCCCAAGGAUUCGCCACGCCAAUGGCGGAUGAGCGGAAACCUAAAAGGCCCAAAAUUUCCAGGGGGGACGAUGAUUACAUGCCAGGAAAUAUAACUAAAAUUGAGCUCUUCAACUUCAUGACCUUCAAUAAACUGACGUGCAAGCCAGGCUCACGCUUAAAUUUGGUUAUUGGACCAAAUGGAUCUGGAAAAAGCUCUCUUGUAUGUGCCAUUGCAUUGGGACUGGGGGGUGAACCUCAGCUUCUGGGGAGGGCUACUAGUGUUGGAGCUUAUGUGAAGCGUGGGGAGGAGUCUGGAUAUGUUAAGAUUUGUCUGAGAGGAGAAAGAGAGGAUGACCCAAUCACGAUUACAAGGAAAAUAGAUACACGCAACAAAUCUGAGUGGUUAUUUAAUGGUAAGGUUGUCGCAAAAAAGGAGAUUAAUGAAGUAAUUCAGAGAUUCAACAUUCAAGUCAAUAAUUUGACUCAAUUUCUACCACAAGACAGGGUUUGUGAGUUUGCUAAGUUAACUCCUGUGCAACUUCUUGAAGAGACUGAAAAAGCUGUUGGUGAUCCUCAAUUACCUAUUCAGCAUAGGACUCUCAUCACGAAGAGUCAGGAAUUGAAAAAGUUUGAACGUGCUAUUGAGAGCAAUAAAGGGUCUCUGGAUCAACUAAAGGCCCUUAAUGCUGAACUAGAAAGAGAUGUUGAACGUGUCCGCCAAAGAGAAGAUCUCUUAGCAAAGGCUGAGUCUAUGAAGAAAAAGUUGCCGUGGCUGAAGUAUGAUAUGAAGAAGGCUGAGUACCUAAAAGCCAAAGAGCAGGAGAAGGACUCGAAACUGAAGCUUGAUGAAGCUGCCAAGGGUUUGAAUAAAAUCAAAGAGCCUAUCGAGAAACAAAAGGGAGAGAAAGCAAAACAAGAGGCUAAAUUGAAAAAGAUGAAUGGCUUGUCAGACAGCAAUAUGAAGAAGCGUAUGCAGCUUUUGGAGAACUACAACCAUAUGGGAGCUCUAAUUGAUGGGAAACAUAAUGAAGUGGAAGACUUGAGGCGCCAGGAAGAAUCUCGUCAGCAAAGAAUGUCUAAAGCUAAAGAAAGUCUUGCAGCUGCAGAAGCAGAACUUGCAAAUCUUCCUCCUUAUGAACCUCCAAAGCAUCAGAUGGAACAGUUAAGUGCUAAAAUUAUGGAGAUUGAGGAGACUGCAAAAGAGAUGAGAUCUCAAAAAAGAGAAAAAGAGCAGCAGCUAAAUCAUCACAGAAAUAUCAUGAUGCAGUGUAAUGAUAAGUUGAGGAACAUGGAGAGUGUCAAUAAUAAGCGUUUACAAGCAUUGAAGAAUUCUGGUGCUGAUAAGAUAUUUGAGGCUUAUCAAUUUGUUCAGGAGAACCGGAGCCAGUUCAGAGAGGAAGUUUAUGGUCCUGUAUUGCUUGAGGUCAAUGUUGCCAAUCGGUUUCACGCAGACUGCCUAGAGGGUCACGUCGCCAAUUACAUAUGGAAGGCUUUUAUUACUCAGGAUCGUGAAGAUCGUGAUUUACUGGUUAAGAAACUGGGGUCAUUUGGUGUUCCUGUAAUUAAUCACGUCCCAAAUGAAAGUAGCGGCAGGGAUCCCUUUCGAAUAACCGAUGAAAUGCGUAAACUUGGCAUAUCUUCCAGGCUUGAUCAAGUGUUUGAAGCUCCCCAUGCUGUCAAAGAAGUUUUGAUCGGUCAAUCUGGAUUGGAUCGUUCAUAUAUUGGGUCAAAAGAAACUGAUGAGAAAGCUGAUCUGGUCUUAAGAUUGGGAAUUAUGGAUGUGUGGACACCAGAAAAUCAUUAUCAUUGGGCCAGAUCCCGCUAUGGGGGUCAUGUGUCUGGAAAUGUUGAAUCAGUGGAUCGGUCCCGUCUUCUUCAAUGCAAUGUGGACGUUAAGGAAAUUGAGAGUGUAAAAUCAAGGCAAAUAGAGCUCCAGGAGAAAAUUUCUGCUAUAGAUGUAAAUUUGAGAGCUCUUCAAAUUGCCUUGAGACAGACGGAAGAUGAAGCAGCUGAACUAAGGCGUGAGCGGGACGAGAUUGUUAACAUCAGUCAAAGCAAGAAGAAGAAAUGGAAGGAGUUGGAGAACCUUGUCAACCAAAGAAAAAUAAAGUUGAACUCUAUAAGAAGAGAGGAUGAUCCUGAUGCUGCAAUAGCAAAGCUGACUGACAAGGUUAAGGAAUUGAAGAUGCAGCGGUUCAACUGUGUUAUAGAAAUUAAAAAUUUACUUACUGAGGCUGUUGCUUACCGUAGAAGUUUUGCUGAAAAGAACUUGUGCUGCAUUGAACUUGAAGCUAAGAUCAAGGAGAUGGAAUCCAAUGCGAAGGAACAAGAAAAGUUUGCCUUGCAAGCAUCCUUACAUUUUGAAAACUGUAAGAAUGAAGUGGAGAAUUGCCGACAGCAGCUGGCAGUUGCCAAGCAGCGUGCAGAAUCAGUUGCUGCAAUUACUCCUGAGCUUGAGCAGGCCUUCCUGAAGAUGCCUACUACUGUUGAGGAUUUGGAAGCUGCAAUUCAGGAUACGAUAUCCGAAGCCAAUUCCAUUCUUUUCCUUAACCAUAACAUUUUGGAGGAAUACGAAAGCCGUCAAAAAAAGAUUGAAGAACUUGAAGAUAAGCAAGGAACGAAUGAAAGGGAAUUGAAUACCCGAUUAGAUGAAAUCAAUGCUCUGAAGGAAAGUUGGCUUCCGACAUUGAGAACCCUUGUGACCCGGAUUAAUGAAACUUUUAACCACAAUUUCCAAGAAAUGGCUGUUGCAGGAGAGGUGUCUUUAGAUGAACGUGAUACUGAUUUUGAUCAAUAUGGGAUCCUGAUAAAAGUAAAGUUCAGGCAAACAGGGCAGCUUCAGGUUUUAAGUGCUCACCACCAAUCUGGAGGGGAACGCUCGGUUUCGACCAUUUUGUACCUCGUCUCUUUACAAGACCUUACAAACUGCCCGUUUAGGGUAGUUGAUGAGAUAAAUCAAGGCAUGGACCCAAUAAACGAGAGAAAAAUGUUUCAGCAGUUGGUCAGAGCAGCGAGCCAGCCAAACACGCCUCAGUGUUUCUUGCUUACCCCAAAACUGCUGCCAAAUCUAGAAUACAGUGAUGCAUGCAGCAUUCUUACUGUGAUGAAUGGUCCUUGGAUCGAGCAGCCAUCGAAAGUGUGGAGUGGUGGUGAAAACUGGGGAUCUAUCAUAACAGCAACGGCAGAAAACCGCUGCUAAAGGGCCGUCGUACCAUGGUCCGUUGUGAAAUAGCCUAAAUUCUCAUUUGUUCAUAAAUAUAGACACAGAACAUUAUCGGUUCUUCUCGAAGAGCCGAAGUAUUAAAUCAUUAUUUUUGAUGUAUGAUAUUUUUCUGUGCCUUGUACAUUAGAAUACACCUUUGGCCGUCAUUUACGGCGCGUCAACAAAAUACACUCUCAUGUAACACCAAGUCCCUCCAUCUAUUUGACCAUUGAUAACUAACAGUCUAACGGUCAAAUUUGAGUUUUUAUUUGAGCAAAAUGCAAUAAGACCCCUAUA